CUAACAUUCAGCUAAUGUCCGAAUUUUCCUUCAAUUGUCUGUCUCCCUUCUCGAUCAUCUCCCUAUUUUCCCUCCAAAGCUGAGCUAGGGUUUGUUCUCAAUUGGAUCCACAUACCUCCAAUUCUAUUAAUCCCUCGAUUAUCCUAUCUCUAAUCGCAAAAUUAUUAAUUCCAAAGUCAGAGAGAGCCAAAUGGAAGUGGCCCCAAGCUCAGCCUCCUCCGCCGUGGUGGGCGGAGGAGGCGGAGGACCGGCACCGUUCUUAUUGAAGACGUACGAUAUGGUGGAUGACUCGUCGACGGAUGAGAUCGUGUCGUGGAGCUCGAACAAGAGCAGCUUCGUGGUAUGGAAUCCUCCAGAAUUCGCUCGACUCCUCCUUCCUACUUACUUCAAGCACAACAAUUUCUCCAGCUUCAUCAGGCAAUUAAAUACAUAUGGAUUCAGAAAGAUUGAUCCUGAGAGGUGGGAAUUUGCCAAUGAAGACUUUGUGAAAGAUCAAAAGCAUCUUCUCAAAAAUAUCCAUCGAAGGAAACCAAUUCACAGUCAUAGUCACCCUCAGGGUUCUUCGGGGGAUCCUGAAAGGGCAGCACUUGAGGAAGAAAUAGAUAGGCUUGCACGAGACAAGGCCUCACUUGAGGCAAGUGUUGCAGGAAGCAAGCAGCAGCGGUCAGUUGAAAAGCUUCAGUUGGAAGAUCUGACUCAGCGGAUGGAUAGUAUGGAGCAGAGGCAGGAAAAAUUGUUGAUUUGCUUAAAGAAGGCAGUUCAGAACCCUGCCUUUAUUGAACAUCUUGCUCGAAAAAUAGAUUCCAUGGAUUUUUCUGCAUAUAAUAAGAAAAGACGACUGCCUCAAGUUGAUCACUCAAAGUUGAUUGCAGAAAAUAGUUUUGUGGACAAUCACAGCUGUUCUAGACCCGAGUUUGGGAAUGUUAUCAAUCAAGACUUCUCAAAUAAGCUGAGACUGGAAUUGUCACCAGCUGUAUCAGAUAUUAAUUUGGUCUCAAAUAGCACACAGAGUUCCAUUGAAGAUGGGGGAAGUCCACAGAGGAAAAUAUCUGAAGGAGACCUAAAAGAUGCACCACCUAGAACAUCUUGUCUACUAUUUGCGGCUGAAACACUUGAACUUGCAGAUACUGGGACAUCUUAUGCAUAUAAGGUGGAUCCAUCUUUCCCCAAAAAAGUGACUGUAAAUGAAACCCCAGGACUGCAUUUGCUGCAGCAGAAUUUGACUUCUAAUGAAGAAGUUGAUGGCCAUAUUUCCUUCCAUCUAAAUCUAACUCUGGCAUCUUCUCCACUUCAAGUCAAUAGGAAUCCCUAUCCAUCUAGGAUGCCUCAACUACGUCAGGAAAUGUGCAAACCUUCAGAGUCACAGUUUAAUGACAAUGGUAAAGAAUCUGAUAUGAUGGUUAUCUCAGAGGACAUGAAUGCAGGUGAUGGAGAUACAACUUUAUCCUCAUCGAAGGAAGCCCCAAAUAGCAAUCAAGGGCCUUCUGCUGCUCCAGCUCGAGUAAAUGAUGUAUUUUGGGAACAGUUCCUAACUGAAAGACCAGGCUCUUCUGAAUACGAAGAGGCAAAUUCUAAUUAUAGGGCAAAUCCAUAUGAUGAGCAGGAAGACAGAAGGUCUAGCCAUGGAGUGGUGAGAAAUGUUAAAAAUAUGGAGCAUCUCUCUCUUUGAGCACUAUUAUUGUUGUAAAGGCCAGUGACAGGUUUGUAAAGUUUUCUUCAAGAGCUUUCAAUGAUUUGGAUGUUCACUAUAUGUGAUAAAGAUAUAUGGUAUAACUAGAUGUAAACCAUCCGUUUAAUUUAAAUGAGAUAGUGUUGAAAUGCUACUGUUCCUGGUGGUUGUUAUUAUUGUUUAUAUCAGACCCAAGUGCCAAUGUUCUACAAUUAUUACAUUUAUAUUAGUGUGGAUAUGACAUAGAUUUUCAUUGA
Hevea brasiliensis (rubber tree) is the source of this 1926-nucleotide messenger RNA. Its product is annotated as heat stress transcription factor A-5-like. The transcript is spliced from 2 exons. Gene Ontology annotation, molecular function: RNA polymerase II cis-regulatory region sequence-specific DNA binding; DNA-binding transcription factor activity. The record is from RefSeq and is a predicted model, not a curated record. Gene Ontology annotation, cellular component: nucleus. Bases 191 to 1669 code for a protein of 492 amino acids. Lineage: Eukaryota; Viridiplantae; Streptophyta; Magnoliopsida; Malpighiales; Euphorbiaceae. Gene Ontology annotation, biological process: regulation of transcription by RNA polymerase II.